CUGCUUCUGAUGUCAAAUCACUGAUGGAGAAAAAAAUAGAAAACGAAUAAAGUGGAAGUAAUUUUAUCAACAUUGCGAAUUAUUUGCACUAAUUUACAACUGUUCCCCAAUAAUUUUGCUGCUAGAGAAAGGAUUUCCAGUAUAUUAGUGGUUGCUGUUGAAAAUAAAGCUCAAACAAAAUAGAAAACAAUGGCUGGAAACGUAGUGCGGAUGUCUCAGCCCGGAACGCCAGCUGCCGCACAGUCCAACUACAUGAAAGUGUUUAUCCAGCGGGACUACAGCGAGGGCACUUCCGUCAAGUUCCAAACCAGAUUUCCUCCGGAGCUGGAAAGUCGGAUCGAUCGCCACACGUUCGAGAGCACGAUGAACAAACUGAACGAGUAUUUUGCCGAGGCGGAGAAGGGCUCCUGCAGCACGUACUGUGAGGGAUGUCUGGCGUGCAUUACCGCCUAUCUAAUCUAUAUAUGCACGGAGACGCACUACGAAAAGUGUUUACGCAAAGUGUCAAAAUAUAUUGCCAUGCAGAACGAGCGAGUCUACAACCCGAAGGGACUUCAAAUCACCGAUCCGGUCUGCCGAGGAUUACGAGUCAUAGAGAUCUCGAUAUUGGACCGCCCAGGACGCACGUGACUGCCACUAUCGCAUUCCACGGAGGAAUUCUUCAUGUAAAUCUAGUUUCAAAAACAUGUUACAUACACGGUAAUCAACUAGCAGCUAGCGUUAAAAAAUCGUCUAAUUAAAGAGGGAAAAAAAUACACAUGCAAGCCAAUCCAUCAGUACGACAUUUUAGCUGAAAUAUGUUGAUGCAACAGAAUAAUCCCUCAGUGCAAGUCAUCUAUCGAAAAAAGAUCAUUAUAGAUGGACCCUAUUGCGUUGAACGAGUUGUGUCAAUGCAAGUAAAAUAAGUAUAUUUUAUUCUAAUAAAAUAUCUUUGACCGGUUUUCGA
Molecule: messenger RNA, 946 nt
Organism: Armigeres subalbatus
Lineage: Eukaryota; Metazoa; Arthropoda; Insecta; Diptera; Culicidae
Product: golgin subfamily A member 7
Exons: 4
Coding region: 190-630 (146 amino acids)
Biological process (GO): protein targeting to membrane; peptidyl-L-cysteine S-palmitoylation
Cellular component (GO): palmitoyltransferase complex
Source: RefSeq, a predicted model, not a curated record